Symbiodinium sp. CCMP2456 is the source of this 2187-nucleotide messenger RNA. NCBI's taxonomy places the organism in Eukaryota, Dinophyceae, Suessiales, Symbiodiniaceae. The record is from the annotation of a GenBank genome assembly.
AUGGCCCGGAUUCGGGGGCGACGAGGGGCACCCCUUGGCUUGCUUCUGGCCCUGGGCGCUUUCCUGGCAUCACAGCGUGCAAGUCUUUCCUUCGUCCACGCGCCGCGGCGUCUCGGCACAGCGCAGUCUGCCGGCGCCGCCGUGUUGGACACAGCCACAACGCUGCAACUUCCCUCAGGGGCGCAUGCUGCUACCGAGCAGGCAGUGCUUGACUUCUUCAACGUGACCCUAGAUCGUGGCCUUUCGGAGGAACAAGUCGCAGAACAAAGGUCCGUCUUCGGAUGGAACCAGCUGGCGGAGCAGGCAAAGAAGACGCUGUGGCAGCUGGUUCUGGAACAGUUCGACGACCUUCUGGUGCGGAUCCUUCUCUUGUCUGCAUUUGUGUCCUUCCUCCUGGCGUACUUCAAUUCUGAACAGAAAGAGGAAGGCCUCUCGGCUUAUGUCGAGCCGCUGGUGAUCUUGCUGAUCCUUGCCAUCAAUGCAUGCGUCGGCGUGUGGCAAGAAUCCAACGCCGAGAAGGCUCUCGACUCCCUCAAGAAGAGCUCCAAUGGCGCCUGGCACAUCGGUGGUUUCUGCUUCGGCCAGGGCACCGAGGAGUCGAGCAAAGCCGCCGAGAUCCGGGCCCACGUGACGUGGGAAGGCCAGCGAGGUUUGAAUGAGAUGGGGCCGGUGAAGCUCGUGGCUUUCGAUGCCACGGAGCAGCGUUGGGGCACGGUGCGGGACACCUGGGGGCAAGAGGCCUGCGAAGACAAGAUCGGCUCUGCCAACAUGGUGCGCCUGCUCAACAAGACCAAGGUCAAGUUCAACUUCCGCAUCAAAGCUUCUGCUGCUGUCUUGUGUCCUCCAGUGUGGGGCAAGAUGGUAGAGCCUCCAAGGACCAGCGCCCCUCGCGACUGGCACUUCGCACUCCUGACCUGCGGUGAGGUGGAGCAAGCACCUUUGGUGCUGACUUUGGAGGCGACGAAGGGCGCUAUGAACAUGUUCGCGGCAAACUCCAAUUUCGACUCCACCAGCUGCCCCGUCACGAAUGUGUCUUGGUUCGCUGCUGCCAGUGACGAUGCAGGGUUUUGGUUCCUCCUCCUGGGGGCUCUCUUGAUGGGGGCCGGCUCAGUUCUGUGCGUAGUCUUGUGCCGGCAGUUUCGUGCCAAAGGGAAGGGGGAGGAGGCGAGCAGCCUGCAACUUCCUCCUCCGGCAGUCAGUGGUGCGGAACCCGUCAUCGGCAGGCCUUGUGCGGCAGUUGGUGAGGAGCCCGUGCAAAACGAGAAGAUUGUGGACGGCCAGAUUAGAGCCAACCCACAGCUAAGUGAGGCAGCCACUGCCAACACCUCUGAGCUGGAACUCGAGCUCCUGUUACCAGGAUCUAAGGUGGUGAAGGAGUUCGCCACCCUCGCUGUAGAUCGACCGGCUAUCGACAAGCAGCAGCGUGUGCUUUUCUGUGAUUCGGAGCUGCUGGCCGGGUCCGCGUACGCGGAGAUAAGGCGGAAAGCGGGCAAUGGCCGCAUUGUGUUUUUCCUUUCAAAAGACAUCGCUCUGCUACAUCCAGAAGGCCAGCGAGGUUUGAAUGAGAUGGGGCCGGUGAAGCUCGUGGCUUUCGAUGCGCGAGAGCAUCGUUGGGGUGCCGUGCGGGACACUUGGGGGAAAGAGGCCUGCGAGGACAAGAUUGACUCUGCCAACAUGGUGCGCUUGCUCAACAAGACCCAGGUCAAGUUCAACUUCCGCAUCAAGGUGCACCAGACCAGUGCCCCUCGCGACUGGCACUUCGCACUCUUGACAUGUGGCGAAGUGGAGCAGGCACCCAUGGUGCUGAGAUUGGAGGCGACGAAGGGCGCAUUGAACAUGUUCGCGGCGAACUCCAAUUUCGACUCCAGCAGCUGCCCCGUCGCGAAUGUGUCUUGGUUCGCUGCUGCCAGUGACGAUGCAGGGUUUUGGGUCCUCCUCGUGGGGGCUGUCUUGAUGGGGGCCAGCUCAGUUCUGUGCGUCCUCGUGUGCCGGCAAUUUCGUGCCAAAGGGAAUAGUCUCCACCUUCCUCCUCCGGCAGUCAGUGGUGCGGAACCCGUCAUCGGCAGGCCUUGUGCGGCAGUUGGUGAGGAGAAGAUUGUGGACGGCCAGAUCAGAGCCAACCCACAGCUAAGUGAGGCAGCCACUGCCAACAGCUCUGAGCUGGCAUCUCCAGAGAGCGAUGUCUAG